CGUCCCUAAUUCCAUGGCAAAUCCAACCAUGACUUCGAAGAAUGAAUGGUCUUCUGGUCUCUUCGACUGCUUUUCCGAUACUUCAUCGUGUUGUCUGACAAUUUGGUGUCCAUGCGUUACUUUUGGACGGAUUGCUGAAAUCGUAGACGAGGGUGGAACUACUUGUUGUGAAGGUACAACAUGGUAUCUACUACUCUAUGGGUGUGCACACAUUUGUGCACCCCUCUAUUCUUGUGGCUAUCGAUCCAAGCUAAGGAAUCGAUACUCGUUGGAGUCUACUCCUUGUAACGAUUUCUUGGUGCACUUUUGUUGUGAAAAAUGCGCCUUAUGCCAAGAAUACCGUGAGCUCCAAAAUCGUGGAUUCAACAUGUCAGUUG
This is a messenger RNA of Camellia sinensis, 377 nucleotides long. The record is from RefSeq and is a predicted model, not a curated record. NCBI's taxonomy places the organism in Eukaryota, Viridiplantae, Streptophyta, Magnoliopsida, Ericales, Theaceae.